This is a messenger RNA of Schistocerca serialis cubense, 3174 nucleotides long. RefSeq names its product division abnormally delayed protein-like. The transcript is spliced from 8 exons. The record is from RefSeq and is a predicted model, not a curated record. The coding region runs from base 46 to 1722 and encodes 558 amino acids. Gene Ontology annotation, biological process: regulation of protein localization to membrane; positive regulation of canonical Wnt signaling pathway; cell migration. Gene Ontology annotation, cellular component: extracellular region; cell surface; plasma membrane. Lineage: Eukaryota; Metazoa; Arthropoda; Insecta; Orthoptera; Acrididae.
GAGCUGACCGUGUGUGUGUCCGAGGCGUCGUGCUGCACCCUGGAGAUGGAGGCGGCGCUCCAGCGGCUGGUGCGCAGGGACUUCCAGGCGCUGCUGCACCACAACUCCAGGUCGCUGGAGGGCCUGCUCGUCUCCGCCGCCAACACCAUACGAGAGCACGUGCUGGAGCUGCUGCGGCAGUCGGAGAACAAGACGGCGUCGCUGUUCGAGCAGCAGUACCGGCUGAUCUCGCGGCAGGCGCGCGACCCCGUGUCUGCGCUGUACGCGACGCUGGGCGGCCACCUGGAGGCGCCGCUGCAGCCGAGCGCGGGCGCCAGCGCCCCGGGGCCCGCCGCCGACCUGGAGGAGGCCGUCACCGACAUGUUCGCCGGCCUCUUCCCGCUCGUCUACCGGCACGCCGUGUCCAAGGCGCGCGACUUCGCCGCCGACUACAAGGCGUGCCUGCGCGAGGUGGCGCCAGAGCUGCAGCCGUUCGGCGACGCGCCGCGCCAGCUGGCCAGGUCGGUGCAGCGCGCGCUGGAGGCGGCCAGGGUGCUGCGCCAGGCGCUGCUGCUGGGCGCCGAGGUGCUCAACGCCACCGACUCGCUGCUCACCGGCGAGAACGGCCCCCCAGGUGGAGCGGCGGCCCAGGCGCAGUGCCACGCGGCGCUGCUCCGCAUGUCGUACUGCUCGCGCUGCCACGGGCUGCAGCGGCGCGUCCGCCCCUGCGCCGGGCUGUGCCUGAACGUGCUGCGCGGCUGCCUGACGCAGCACGCGGCCGAGCUGGACCUGCCGUGGAACGGAUACGUCGAGGCUGCUGAGAGGCUUGUCGUCGCCGUCCAGGGCCACGGCGCCGUCGACGACGUGCUGCGCUCGCUGGACGGACGCAUCACCGAGGCCAUCAUGAUCGCCAUGGUGCCCGCGCCCAACCUCGAGGAAAAGGUGAAGCGGUCUUGCGGGCCGCACAAGUGGGACGAGAGCUCGCCGGAUAGCUCAGAGGGCGAAGAGGAGGAGGAGGAGGCGGGGGAGGCAGCGGGCGGCGGAGCCCCGCGGCAGCUCGCCAGCGGCCAGAGCGAGGUGCUCGGCGUCACCCUCACGCAGGGCCACAUCACUACUGGGUCGGGCCAGGACACGCUGUCCUCGAAGCUGCAGCACUUCCUGACCAGCCUGACGAGGAGCCGCGGCUUCUACGCCAACCUGGCCGAGUCGCUGUGCUCCGACGAGAGCUUCGCCGAGACCAGGGACACGGCCGACUGCUGGAACGGCCAGCGCGUCGGAGAGUACACGAAAACUGUGGUGGCUUCAAGUGUGACUGCACAGAAGUAUAAUCCUGAACUGACAUGGACUCCAUACAACCCCGAUGCACGAAUUGCCGAGCUCAGUGACAAACUGAGGCAUAUAAAGCAGGUUGUGGUAAGCCAAUUGACAGAAACACCUCCAGCACUCUCCUUCACUCAUUACGAAGAGGGAAGUGGAAGUGGACAGGAGCCAGGUGGAGGCUGGGAUGCAGAACAAGAUGGAGGAUGGCGAGAUGAUGGCUCAGGUUCUGGAGACAUACCAAUUGUAGGUGGAGGAGCAGGAGGAGUGGAUACUAGUUCAACAGAUCAUGCAGUACAUGUCUCACCAGGUGAAGGAAGAGAUGAAAAGAAAGCUGAUUCGGGAGCUGAUACUGUAUUCUCCUGCAGUCUUCUGCUCAUUGUCUUUGGCGCAACAGCAGCAACAUCAUAUAUAUAUGAUGGUUAGAUGUGUCUGUAUACCGAUACUCCAGCUAUCAAGAAGCCUGGGUUCCCAUCAGUUCACGCAUCACCAACUCACAUCCAGUUGUGACAUCUUCUGAAAACACUGGUCAACUAUUAAAACACUGACUGUGUUGCAUUGUGUGAAAUUAGUGUAUGUACUGAAUCAUUGUGACUGAGAAAAAAAUGCAGCCUGCACAGUGCAAGCUUAUGAUAUAAAAGAGAUUUAUAUAUAUUCAUUAUUUCUUCAUAUAUUAACAAAUUAAUAUCAACCAGUCUUUAAAAUUAUAUUGUGGUUGCAAUUGUUUGUUAAUAUAUGAACAUAAUAAACAUAGUUACACUAUGAAUGAUGGCCAAUAUGGUUUCAAAAGAUGUUUAUUUUUGGUUCACAAAUUAUGUCUGUGCCCCUGCAUCUAAACUUUUGUACUUAAACAGUACACUGUAUUUGUGCACAACAUAAAAUGCUAUUAGUUUUGUUUUUCACAAAAUCAUCUUUCUAACUAUGAAAACUUAACAUCAUUUAAGGAGUUCUGAAUCAGUACACCAUUAUCAUUGUUAACAUAAAUUCCAUUGUGGUCCAUCAGAUUGAGAAGCUGAAACCGGACUGCUUCAUUAGCACCUUGGCUUGGUGAUGACUAGGCAUUUUUAUACACUCAUUCAGUGAAUAAAUGCAUUCAAACACUGCAGAAAUCAUUUUCACAGAUCAACAUACAGCACUAGCCCAUCGUUGUUUAAGGGAUGCUUCACAGCAAAAGAAUAAAUAGUCAGCACAUAAAUGACAGCUCUCAUAAAAGGCACAAGAGGCUGAUGUUAUCAUGUAAUACAGUGUUCAAAACAAAAUAAUGUUUUACAGUCAUUGAAGGAUUACAAAAAUAGUAUCAUUCUGUUAGCGAUAUGUAAAAAAUCAUCACUAAAUGCAUUGACUCUGGAAGUGUUUUCAAGUGCUUUAAUUACUCAAUGUUUCAUUCGUAGAUUUUGGCCAUACAUUUUGUCUUCAGAACCCUGCUUUCAAUUUCCACCUUUCAGUGCAUAGCUGACAUUUCCAUUUAGACACAUAAAUUUUCAUGGUUGAUAUAACAUGAGACUAACAUAUCUAGGAAGAAUGUUAUUGUGUGUGGAUGAGUGGUAGUGUGUUAAAUACUUGUGUAUUCUAAAAAUCACAGUUACGCGGUUAUACAGUGAAGUUUUACUGUAAGUUUAAAAUAGAAAUGUAUCACACAAAUUGAAAGGCACAAUUAAACUUGCUCAUAAUUUGGGGUACAAAAUCCAUAACAGUUGCACAGGGACAAUCUUCUCUUGAUUCUUUCACCCAGAACAGGCUGUCAUAUCUUCACCCUAAUUAUGUGAGCAGCAGAAGCUGUUUAAAUUGUUUACAUACUUACAUAAGUUUACAGCAUUGUGACAUAAAUCAAGGAGACAAAGUGACCCAAAAAUUAAAAAAAAAAAAAAAAAGAAAAAA